This is a messenger RNA of Uncinocarpus reesii 1704, 600 nucleotides long. RefSeq lists its product as uncharacterized. The record is from RefSeq and is a predicted model, not a curated record. Gene Ontology annotation, biological process: maturation of SSU-rRNA from tricistronic rRNA transcript (SSU-rRNA, 5.8S rRNA, LSU-rRNA). Bases 1 to 600 code for a protein of 199 amino acids. Gene Ontology annotation, cellular component: nucleus. NCBI's taxonomy places the organism in Eukaryota, Fungi, Ascomycota, Eurotiomycetes, Onygenales, Onygenaceae. The transcript has a single exon.
AUGGACGGAACAUCGCAAUCGCAGCCUCAACCCCCCGAGCAAACACCUACCUCUCUCUCGCCUUCCGCCCAACUCGACCUCGCCAUCACCCUAGCCCUCCACAACUGGCCUGUCCUCAGCCUCGCUGUCCAAUCCUCCUGGGGAGGCCCCACCUCCGCCGACAAGCGCGACUGGCUCUGCGCCGCCAUUGCGGAACUCUUCACCGACCGCCCCGACACCGACGCAGGCGAUCUCGAAGAGGUCCUGCUGCAAGUGAUGAACGAUGAGUUUGACGUCGUGGUUGACGACGAGAGUGCGGGUGACGUCGCCGAUCGGAUCAUCGACCUGAAGGGGAAAAUCGACAAGGGAGAUCUGGAGAUGGUGAAUAAGUUGUGGGAGGAUUGGAAGCAGAGAGAGGGCAAGGCUUCUAGUGUUGGGUUGUUUAAGAGGGUGGAGACAAACGAUGAGGACCAGGAGACGGACGAGGAUGAAGAGGAGGAUGGAGAGGAUGAGGAUGUCGAGAUGGAGGAUGCGCCAGCGACAAGGCCGCCGCGGGAGGUCAUAGAGCCCGAAGUUGACGAGGAUGGUUUCACAAAGGUUGUUGGGAGGAGAAAACGGUGA